AUGAUUCCAGAAAACAAAGGUGAAGAUGAUUCAGCACUUGGUUACCCAUUGAAAUGCCGACGAAAUGACCCAGAACAGCUAAAAGCUGCCUAUGAGAAAGUUCAGGCCGAUCUUGAAGCAGCUAGGGAAUCUAAUGAGCGUCUCAGCAAAGAAAAAGAAGCGUCAGACUCCGAUGCAGCUGCUCUCCGCCAGCAGUUGGAAUCCGCCCAAAGCAAUCGUCGUCGCCGACCAAGGCAGUUAGGCUUGAUUCCCAGAAUGCCGUCUUUAGAUGUCAUUGAGUCCCCCCAUGAUACCAAUACUGAAUCCAGUGACGGAGAAAUGAACUUGGACCCCCCUGUUAGGAAUGCUGGGCAAGGGACCAUUAGGACUUCAGGCGACGACCAAGGUAGCCCGCAGCCCGACCAGACGGAAAUCCUGCUCCAGAGGCUGGUUGCCUUAGAAAAGCAGAACUCUAAGGUCCUGUCAAUGAUGAAAAAGAUGCCCGGCGUGCCGAUCCCCGUCCAGCGAGAAGCUCCAGAUGGAUUCGCAGCUACCCCUUUCUGCAACGAGUUGACCCUGGCACGAAUUCCCAGAAGAUUGUCGCUCCCGACGUUUACGUCGCUAUAUGAAGGAACGACCUGUCCAGAGCAGCAUGUCGAGUACUACAAGCAGCGAAUGUGGCAAGCUUCGAUCCCGUUCGAGUGCUGGGAAGCAUGCAUGUGCAAGUCAUUUGGUGCAACGUUGACUGGACCCGCCCUCAAAUGGCUUGGCAAACUUGAACCAGGUAGUAUAACUAGUUUUGCUAUGUUAGUUAACAAAUUCUAUUCCCAUUUUGAAAGUAGUAGGCAGUUCGACAAGCAGACGAGCGAUCUGUAUUGGAUCGUCCAAGGUCCUAAGGAGACCAUCAGAGCUUAUUGGUCUUGGUUCAACAAAGAGAAAGUCUCAAUCAAGAAUGUCGACAAUAGGACCGCCAUUGAAGUCUUCCUCCGCGGACUGCAUACGGACUCGGACCUGUAUAAAGAUAUGAUCAAAUAUCCAUGCUCAACAUUUGAAGAAGUUCGGACCAGAGCCGUGGCUCAAAUGCGCUUUGACGAAGAUAUCGCCAAUCGCAGCUCCUACCCAAGUUCCAUAAGUUCGUCCGAUCGAAAGGCCGCAAGCAACCCAAGAGGAUCGUGGCGGCAUCAGCCUUACGAGGCAACAGGUAGAUCACGCUCUGUUAAUGCUGUGCAGGUUGAAGAUAUCCUCGACGCCCCCCAAUACCCCGAGAUAUUGAAGUAUGGCUUUGACGUGAAUAUCGUAGCGGUAGUGAAAGAAUUAGAGCCCUUGGGAAGAAAAGUGCGCUGGCCGUCAAAGAGCAACAAGCCAGAAUCGGAGAAGGAUAUGAGAAAAUGGUGCGAGUUCCAUAGCGAUCAUGGCCAUAAGACGGAAAACUUCUAUGCCUUGCGAAGAGAGGUCGCCUUCCAGCUGAAGAGAGGCAACCUCAAGCAUCUAUUGGGGAAAAAGAAAAGCAAUGACGCAGGUCGCCGUGAGCCAGAAAAGACAACGACAGCUAGACCUCCCAAGCCCCCUGUACCUAAGGUAAUAGUUAAUGUUAUCACUGGUGGUUCCGAUAUUUGUGGACUAACCUACUCUGCAGCAAAAAGGAUCGCAAAGUCGACGAUAGAUAAUGCAGAUGUCCCGGACGAGAUCAGAGACCCCCUGGAAAAGAAGCUAGAAGCGAUGACAAUUACUUUCGAUGAUGACGACGUCAACAACAUCAACAGAGAGCAUGAAGACUCUUUGGUAAUUUCUUUGGUCGUCGGGAAUUGUCUGCUUCGAAGGGUGCUGGUCGACGGAGGAAGCUCCGCAAAUGUCCUGUUCAGAAGGGCCAUGGAAGACAUGGGAUUAAAAGAUAGCGACAUCACUAGAAGGUCGACAACUCUAGUCGGUUUCAGUGGAGAAAGCAUGUCAACUCUCGGAGACAUAACCCUUCCAACCUAUGCAGGAGGCCUAAACCCUCAAACCAAAUUCAACAUCGUCGAAUGCCCAUCAGCCUAUAAUGCCAUAUUAGGACGACCCUGGAUCCACCGAUUGAAAGCCAUUCCUUCCACCUACCAUCAAUCAAUCAAAUUUCCCACCCCGUGGGGAGUCCAAGAAAUUAAAGGGGAACCCCGCGAAGCCAAACACUGCUACAAAACAACCCUUAAACCAACCAUGAGAACCGCAUAG
Messenger RNA from Chenopodium quinoa (quinoa), 2187 nucleotides. RefSeq lists its product as uncharacterized. Lineage: Eukaryota; Viridiplantae; Streptophyta; Magnoliopsida; Caryophyllales; Amaranthaceae. Bases 1 to 2187 code for a protein of 728 amino acids. The transcript is spliced from 2 exons. The record is from RefSeq and is a predicted model, not a curated record.